AUGAAGUGCCAGCAGUAUUUCUGUCGCACGCGUUGGUGCGCAGGCGUCCACUUCUUGGGACGACUGCAGAUGCAGUCGGCCCAGAAGACAAAAAAGCCAAGACUCUUGCUGCAGCUGAGCAGUGCGCAACAGGUCUUGGCUGCAAUGUUUGCUGGUGUUGCCGCGAAGCUCUCAGAGCAACACGCCGGUAGCUGGCUCGUGCUUCUAUGUGUUUCGUUCUCAGGAUGGAGAUGGCGAGCUUUGCGCACCAUGCAAGACGGUUGGACCAAGCAUGCCGUGCAUGUCCGGAUGCCGUGGUCUGUCACAAGGUGGGGCUGCCAGAGGAUGGCCAACACACGUGUGGAUCCGACCAAGAUGCAGCGGUGUAGAGACUACUGUUUCACCCAGCCUCGUUGGGCAGGUCAGAAAGGGGCCCAGGUUGCGAUGAGCAUUUGGAGAUGGGUGAUCUCUGGAGAUGCUUUGCCCAUGCCGAUAGCAGAGCUGGGGGAGUUCUUUCCCCGCGUCAAGCAAGGCAUUGAGGCCCCAGUCAUGAUGCUGAUUCGCAGCACGGGCGCAGACAAAGUGCUGACGCCAGUUGUGGAAGCCUUCACUGGAGACCUGGUGUCCCAAGUGAAGGCCGACGCCCGAACGCGGGUACUGGAGCCGAUGGUCCUGGGCUACUACACUGACGGGGCUGUGGCAGGAGUGCACUUGCCAUUGAGCCUUCGCAAGCAGAAGCUCGUGUCCAAAGACGAGCGAACUAUGAUCGUCGUCCUCGUUCCCACCAAGUUUCCAACAAUGGCGACAUUUCAACACGAAGGAUACAACAACACGAUCUUUGCGCCGUGGCUCUACAGAAAGCAACUGAUGGAGUUCCUCCACAGCCUCAUGGAGCGCCCACCACCCGGCAUAGAGCUGCAGCUCACGGGCAAUCCUGUGAUCGAAUACGAGAGGUUCUUUGACCGCAGCAUUGAGUUGCUGAUGCACGCCGAGGUCUUUUGUUUACCUCUGGCACUCUUCAUCUUCUGCCGCCUGGUCGGAGAGAUACGGCUCUUGGUUCUGCCUCCUCUCAUCGUCGUGACGUCUUUAGCUGCGGCCGCGGCACUGUGUGUGCCGUUGGCGCGGUGGACUCCGUUGUCGCCGGAUGUGCCGCCGACGAUGCUCUCGGUGCUUCUGGCCCUGGGUUUGGACUAUGCCCUCUUCAUGCUGACGCGCUUCGAAGAGAACAGAUCGAGAGACAUGGAGUUGACGGAGAAUGUGUCCAUCCUCAUUUGCGAGACAGGGCACACGAUCCUUGUAAGCGGAAGCCUCAUCGCCAUCGCUUUCUUCGGCGCGCUCACACUUCCGGAGCGGAACCUGCACAGCGCUGGCGAGGUGCUGGGCAUCACGGUGGUGUGCUGCAUGCUCUUCAGUGUCACCCUCUGCCCGGCGUUGCUGUUGCUGUUCGGGCGAUGGCUGACAGCACCGGCGUGCAGUAGUGAUCAGGAGGAGUUUUCCGGCAAGCUCAGCGGCAGCGAGCGGGAGGCCCUCUUCAGUGGUGAGACACACGUCCGCUACAAGGGCUGGUUUCGGCUGAUGCGGCUGGUGCAGCGAUGGCCCCAUGGGGCCGUGGCUGCCGUGUUUCUCCUCUUUCUGCCGGUGACGUGGCAGAUCCCACGGCUGCACGGAACAGCUGAUAUCUAUGCGGCGCUGCCCAAAGACAUGCCGAGCGUUUUGGCCAUGAGGCAGCUUGGGGCGGAGUUUCCCGCCGGCCGCUUCGACCCCUACACGGUCGUGCUCCGCGACCGCGACAGCAGCGCUACGGGGCGCCCCAAUGCGCUGAUGACGGAGACGGGCUUUGAGGCCAUGCUUCAGCUGUGCAACAUGCUGGAUCAGAUCGGCUCGGUCGAUUCCAUUCUGGGCCCGGUGCGGCUGCUGGAUCAGACCAUAGACUGGCAGAAGGCCCAGCUCUACCGCUCAGAAGUGGGGCCGGCGUCCAUGCACGACAUCUACAAGACCUUGCUCGACACGCACGUCAACGGAUCUGCGGUGCUUCUGCAGGUCUUUGUGGAUUUCCUCCCUCGCGGUCCUCGUGGUGCUGCCUGGCUACGGGCGGCACGCAAGGGCCUGCGGCUGUGGGAAGGCCUGCAUCCGUCCUUCUCGGCCUCGCUCGGUGGGGGUGCGGCCCUGGUGGUGGAUGCGCAGGACACAGUCAUGCAGUCAGUUCCCAUAUACCUCCUGGUCUCUGUGCUCUUGAUCACACUGGUAGUGCUGGCCAUCUUCCGGAGCGUUGUGCUCCCCCUCAGACUGGCGUUCGCGCUGUUGUUCACGUUGGCUGCCACGUUCGGCAUCGCAGUGCUGGUCUACGAGACACCGCUGCUGCAUGGCUUGUUCCCGUGGCUUGCUGAUUACAGCGGCCUGUGUUUCGAGAUCGUUCCCAUUGCCGUGAGCGUGGCGAUUGCAUUGGGGCUGGACUACGACAUUUUCCUCGUGAGCCGGAUCGUGGAAUUCCGGCUCAAAGGCUUUACAGACAGCUCCAGCAUCGUCUAUGGUGUCGCGAGCACUGGCGGGAUCAUCUCCGGUGCAGGCUUGAUCAUGGCCUUAGCCUUCUCUGGCCUGUUUUUCUCCUCGAAGCUUCUGCACCAGCAGCUGGCGCUGCUGCUGGUGACAUCGGUGCUGCUGGACACUUUUGUGGUGCGGACCGUGCUGGUCCCCGCUUUGAUGCUCUCCGCCGGAGAUUGGAACUGGUGGCCGAGGAAGAUGCCCUCAACGAAGCCAUCGCCAGGUGCCUGGGAGCUCAUGAAAAACGAAGAAGAGAUGGAAUCGGACUGA
Symbiodinium natans is the source of this 2790-nucleotide messenger RNA. The record is from the annotation of a GenBank genome assembly. NCBI's taxonomy places the organism in Eukaryota, Dinophyceae, Suessiales, Symbiodiniaceae.